Molecule: messenger RNA, 2854 nt
Organism: Gloeophyllum trabeum ATCC 11539
Lineage: Eukaryota; Fungi; Basidiomycota; Agaricomycetes; Gloeophyllales; Gloeophyllaceae
Product: DEAD-domain-containing protein
Exons: 5
Cellular component (GO): nucleus
Molecular function (GO): RNA helicase activity; ATP binding; RNA binding
Source: RefSeq, a predicted model, not a curated record
CAACAGUACAAUGCCCAAAGCCUCCGCCGCAAAACGCAAGCGCGACCAUGAAUCGGACGUCUCUGACUGGGAUAUAUCCUCGGGGUCUAAUGCUGACUCGGACGGCGAAAUCGACAUUUCGUCUGCACUGGUCGGAAAGAAACCCAAACUUGCGGCCCCGAAGCAGGAUGAAGAGGGUGUACCAGAAGACGAGGAUGAUGAUGAGCACCUGCAGGAUAUUAUUCGGGAAUCUAUAGCGAAGCGCGACACCAAGGGGGGCACGGAAGUGCUGAAGAAGGUGAAGGGCAAGAAUAAGAUGGUCAAAGGCGAAGUCGGGGGAGGGAGUUUCCAGAGCAUGGGGUUACAUCCUUGGCUAUUGAGGUCUCUGACGCUACAAGGGUACCGCACUCCAACACCCAUUCAGCGACUGGCGAUCCCGGCCCUGUUGUCCAACCCGCCUCGUGAUCUAGUAGGUAUGGCUCGUACAGGCUCUGGGAAGUCAUUAGCGUAUAUGGUACCUCUCGUUCAACGGCUCGGUGGUCGUCACUCGACAGCGUUUGGCGCGCGCGCUCUGAUUCUCUUGCCUGCUCGAGAGUUGGCGUUGCAAGUUCUCAAAGUGGGAAAGGAGUUGGCUAGAGGGUGGCAUGCUGGAGAAGGUGAUCACGCUGGAGAGAAGAAUACCGACGAUGGCAAGAAGGGCCAGGGUCUGCGAUGGGGCCUAGUAGUAGGCGGUGAAGGGAUGGACGAGCAGUUCGAAAUGAUCACGAAUAACCCUGACGUAAUUAUUGCUACUCCCGGUCGACUGCUGCAUCUCAUUGUCGAGAUGAACUUGGACCUCAAAUCUGUGCAAUAUGUGGUGUUUGACGAAGCCGAUCGUCUAUUCGAGAUGGGCUUUGAAACCGCUCUGACCGAGAUUCUGCAUCGUCUGCCAACAACGAGGCAAACUCUUCUUUUUUCCGCGACUCUCCCAAAGUCACUAGUGGAGUUCGCCAAGGCCGGUCUACAGAAUCCCAAGCUUGUCCGCUUGGACGCGGAAACGAAGAUCAGCACCGAUCUUCGCAUGGCCUUCUUCUCCGUCAAGCAAGCCGAAAAGGACGCCAGUCUGUUUUUCCUUCUGCGGAAUGUCAUCGGUGUCCCCCUCGGGAGCUCCAAGAGGGAAGAGGAAUCCCCCGAUAAGAAGGGCAAAGGAAAAGCCAAGUAUGACCAUGUAACAGGCCCGCAUCAAACCCUCAUAUUCGCGGCGACGAAGCACCAUGUCGAAUACCUGACACAGCUGUUGUCAACUGCCGGGUACUCCGUCUCGCAGAUCUACGGCUCAUUGGAUCAGACCGCCCGUACGCAUCAAAUGGAUCAAUUCCGGCGGGGACUGACAAACAUCCUGGUCGUCACCGAUGUUGCUGCAAGAGGUAUCGAUAUCCCUGUCCUGGAGAAUGUCGUGAACUACGAUUUCCCGCAGGGGGCACGAGUGUUUGUCCACCGUGUAGGACGGACUGCUCGAGCAGGUCGCAGCGGCUGGGCGUGGUCAUUCGUCACGAACACCGAACUACCUUAUCUCUUGGAUCUGCAACUCUUCCUGACACGCCCCAUCAAGAAGGAACUUCCCCCAGGUUCCGGAGACGAAGCUUACACAGAGUCGCUCGUGCUCGGCACAUUUGACAGGACCAAGCUGGACGAGGAAGUGGAGUUUGUGCGGUCCCUGGACGAGGAGAACCACAAUUUACCCGCCCUCCGAGAGGUCAUGCGGAAAGGCCACAAGAUGUAUGAGCGAAGCAAGGGCAAGGCGAGCCAAGCGAGCUACAAGCGGGCGAAGGAGAUGAUCAAGGACGGGACGAAGUGGGGGUUGGCGGGCUCCGAGGCCGGUAUCCAUCCUGUGCUCUUCAGAGGCAAGGAGAACGAGCAGCAGAGCCGGGACCAGGAUCAGGCCAGGAAGGCAUUGUUGCAAAAGGUCAAUUCGUUUCGGCCUACGGAGACGGUGUUCGAGAUCGGGUCGCGAGGGAAGACGGAGAGUGCGCAGCUUAUGAAGGAAAGGCGGAAAGCGUUGGAGAAGGCUGCCAGUCGCGCCGUUGUGCCUAUUACUCCGGUUGACUCGAGGGACUCUGAUGCUGACGAGCCGGAGGCGGGAUCUAGUGGCAAAGAUGUGGUCAUGGCCGACGAGGAAGAAAUAGCUGCUGUUUUCGAAGUUUCAAGUAAGAAGAAAGGGAAGGAGAAAGCAUCUAGUUUCCGAGACGAGGAAUUCUACAUGUCGCAUUACCAGACCGGUGCCGAGACGGAGAAAGGCUACUCCCUACGAGACGGCGCGUCCUUCGUCGAGCAAGCGCGCAACGCCACGUUCGACCUCACCAACGACGAAGGUCUCGCCGCGCAGAAGCGCAUGCAGCUCACGUGGGACAAGAAGAAAAAGAAGUUCAUCAAAGGCGCAGGCGAGGGCGCGGACAAUGUGAAGCUCGUAAAGACCGAGAGCGGCGUGCGCCUGCCGGCUACGUACCGUAGCGGGCGCUUCGACGAGUGGAAGGCGAAGAGCAAGGUGCACCUGCCCCGGGUGGGUGAGGCUGAGCUUGAGACUGCGAGGAAUAAGGGUAAUUUCGGGGGGAGGCGGUUCAAGCAUAAUAAGGUGACUGCUGCGAAGCCGCUGGAUAAGCUCAGCAAGGAUUACGAGCGGAAGACACGGCAGCUGAAUAAGAAAGGCGCGGGAGAGGAGGAUGGACCCUCACCGAAGGGAGGGAAGAAAGGGUUUGCAGCGAGCAAAAGAUACGGCGGCCAGACGGCGGGGCACGUCAAGAACGAGCUCAAGAACGCCGCGCAGAUCCGGAAGGAGCGCAAGCUGUACGAGCAGAGGAAGGCCAAGAACGCGAGACCCAGUCGGCGGAAGGGGAGG